Lucilia sericata (common green bottle fly) is the source of this 1448-nucleotide messenger RNA. RefSeq names its product gustatory and pheromone receptor 33a (gene Gr33a). The coding region runs from base 80 to 1429 and encodes 449 amino acids. Lineage: Eukaryota; Metazoa; Arthropoda; Insecta; Diptera; Calliphoridae. Gene Ontology annotation, biological process: sensory perception of taste. The record is from RefSeq and is a predicted model, not a curated record. The transcript is spliced from 5 exons. Gene Ontology annotation, cellular component: dendrite; axon; membrane.
CGUUAUUUAGUAAACAACGUUAGGGAAACUUGGUUCGACAACUGGUGGAAGAGCAAAUCUAAAAGCAAAAAAACAAAAUAUGAACAAAUUUCAAUUAUAUUUAUCCCUGAUUUACGGUGUUAUACCUUAUGAGCGUUUAAAUGUUAAAGCAAAUAUUUUCUUUAGCUACGUGCAUAUGUAUGUAGUGCCCGCUUUAUAUUUGAUUUGUUUUGGAAUCAUAACACUCGGUGAUUAUGCCGUCUAUAAGCAUGAAGGUUGUGACAGUAUUUGUCGUUUGGCCAAUAUACUAUUCGUGCAUUUGGGUUUGUGUCUGUAUGUUUUGACACAUAUUCUUACUCUAUGGAGACGUAAACAAUUCUUUAUUGAAUUUGAAAAAUCUCUAUAUGCUAUCGAUAUACAUCUUCGUAAAUGCGAUGAACUGGGCGUUAAACAGGUGGAAAAGAAAAAGAACUUCAAGUAUAAGUAUUAUAUCACCUGGUUUGUGGUUGUUGCUUGCUUUACCUUUGCCAUGGCUUAUGAUAUCAAGGAAUUGAUUUUUUAUUAUCGCGAAUUAUUUUUCAUUGUGUUUAUUGUCUCGAACUUUCCUUAUACUUCGUCCAGCAUUGUUUUGGGUCAAUUUGUUUAUUACGUUUCGGAAAUUUCUCAACGUUUUAUUAAGCUUAAUGAGCUGUUCGAGAGAAUUAAUCGUGAGAGUGAACGUAAACAUGCUCCUUUAAUGAUAUUCGAUAUUGAAUCAGAGAUUAAGAAAGAAAUGCCUUCUAAUCAAGAGUUAAGACAACGUCAUGUUGUGGAUCAUAUUUCAAUUAAUGAAGAUAGUGACGAAUUUAACGAUGACGUGGAUGAUGAUUUAAAUGAUGCCGAAACUAUUCCGGCCGAUAGUCCCACCUCUGAAACCAAUCUACCCGAACUUUUUAAGAUACACGAUAAAAUUCUCUCGCUCUGUGUAAUCACUAAUGCCCAAUAUGGACCGCAGUGUGUACCCUAUAUGGCCGUAUGCUUUGUCAUUGCUAUCUUUGGCAUAUUUCUACAGACGAAAGUGUACUUUGUUGUUGGUGGCAAAAAUCCUAUACUCGACUAUAUGGUCUUUAUCUAUAUGCUGUGGAGUAUGUCAUUGAUGCUGGUGGCAUAUUUAGUUUUACGUCUGUGCUGUAAUGCCAACGGCUUUUCAAAACAAUCGGCCAUGAUUGUCCAUGAGAUAAUGCAAAAGAAACCGGCCUUUAUGUUGGGCAAUGAUGUCUACUAUAAUAAAAUGAAAUCGUUUACGCUGCAAUUUUUACACUGGGAAGGAUUUUUCCAGUUCAAUGGUAUUGGCUUGUAUACUUUGGAUUAUACGUUUAUAUUUUCGACCGUCAGUGCUGCUACUUCGUAUCUGAUUGUGUUGCUACAAUUCGAUAUGAGUUCAAUAUUGAGAACGGAAGGCUUAAUGUAAUUUACUAGCGAUUGCCUUU